AUGUGUCAACAGUACUUCACCAUAUACUCCUGGUGCCACUGCGAGGAGGCCGCCGGCGAACAUUACUGCACGGAGCGCAGCCGCGACAGCUGCCCCAGUAUCGACAUCCAAACGGUCCACAUGCAAUGUUUCUGCCACCUGCACGCCACGCGCGGCUUCAAGUCGGAGCGCAAGUGUCGCAAGCACGAGCGCAAGCAGGAGCGCAAACGCCUGUCGAUGAUGAGCGCCUCCACCAGCUCCACCGGCAGCACCAGCAGCGAGAAGAGCUCGCUGGAGCCUCGGCGCAAGUGGUAUCACUUCCACUUCCGAUCGCGGACGUUCUAG
Aspergillus saccharolyticus JOP 1030-1 is the source of this 324-nucleotide messenger RNA. RefSeq lists its product as uncharacterized. NCBI's taxonomy places the organism in Eukaryota, Fungi, Ascomycota, Eurotiomycetes, Eurotiales, Aspergillaceae. The transcript has a single exon. The record is from RefSeq and is a predicted model, not a curated record. The coding region runs from base 1 to 324 and encodes 107 amino acids.